AUGAUGCGAUUUGUUCCUUUGUUCCUAGUGUGCAUCUUGUUCCCUGCCAUUCAGGCCACGCAUCUUACAAAAUGUGAGGUGUACCGGGCUGUGGAAGACAUGGACGGCUACGAAGGCAUCUCUGCUCUUGAAUGGACCUGCGUUAUAUUUCACAGCAGCGGUUAUGACACACAAGCAAAGGUCAACAACAAGGGCGGCACAGAGUACGGACUCUUUCAGAUCAGCAACAAACAUUGGUGCAAGAGUAGCGAGGUCCCCGAGUCUGAGAACAUCUGUGACAUUCCCUGUGACAACUUACUGGAUGAUGACCUUACCGAUGACAAAAUGUGUGCUAAGAAGAUUCUGGCCAUCAAAGGAAUUGACUACUGGUUGGCUCACAAGCCUAUGUGCUCUGAGAAGCUGGAACAGUGGAGCUGCAAGAAGCUGUGA
Alexandromys fortis (reed vole) is the source of this 429-nucleotide messenger RNA. RefSeq names its product lactalbumin alpha (gene Lalba). The coding region runs from base 1 to 429 and encodes 142 amino acids. The transcript is spliced from 4 exons. The record is from RefSeq and is a predicted model, not a curated record. Gene Ontology annotation, molecular function: lysozyme activity; lactose synthase activity; calcium ion binding. NCBI's taxonomy places the organism in Eukaryota, Metazoa, Chordata, Mammalia, Rodentia, Cricetidae. Gene Ontology annotation, biological process: lactose biosynthetic process; defense response to Gram-positive bacterium; defense response to Gram-negative bacterium.